AUGAAAGUGGUUGUAAUAGCCUUAUUCUGCUCGGUUUUUCAUAAUGUAUACGGUGCAAAUAUACUGGGUAUGUUUCCUUUCCCCACCUUCAGCCACACCAACGCUUACAUCCCGAUACUAAAAGAAUUAGCAAGGAGAGGCCAUAAUGUUACCAUGGUCAGCCCUUAUCCACUGAAGGAAAAAAUUCCUAAUUAUAAUGAUAUUGUUCUCGAUAAUACAUUAGAUCAAGUCAUCAGUAAUUCUGGAGUUCGAAACAUAAGACAAUUUAGUACAAUUAUGAAGUUUACAGGUCUUUGGCCAAUUUGCAAUACUUUUUUGGACCCUGCGUUCAAAAUACCCAAGUUUCAAGAAUUUAUGAAAGAAAAUAAUUCAAAAUUUGAUUUAUUAAUAAUAGAACCAUUCUUUUGUCAACAGCCGCUAAUGGCAUUUGCUCAUAAAUAUGGGGCAUCAGUUGUCGCAAUAGUGACCAUAUAUAUUAGCCCUGGAAUUUCAGCAAUUUCUGGAAAUCCAUAUCCAAUGGCAUACGUUCCUAAUAUGAAAUUAACAUUCACAGAUAACAUGAAUUUUUGGGAAAGGGUACAGAACACUUUCUAUAGUUUCAUAGAAAUUCUUGUUGAUGAAAUAUAUGGGACUUGGUUAAUGAACAAUUAUAUGAAGGAACAUUUUAAAAAUUAUCCAGGAUUUGAAAAUUUACCAUCAUUGUCAGAGAUUCAGAAUAACAUUUCUUUAUUCUUAGUUGAUAAUCACUUUUCUUUGAGUUAUCCACGACCAUAUCUUCCUAAUACAAUUGAUUUUGCUGGUCUCUCUGUGAAUACUGGAGGAAAACUCCCUGUUGAUUUACAAAAAUUUAUGAAUGAAUCUAAAGACGGGGUAAUUUUCUUUACAUGGGGUUCUCACUAUAAAAUGACCAACAUGGAACCAGAGUUGCUCUCAAGUCUCAUGUCUGUAUUUGGGAAAUUGAAACAAAGAGUUUUGAUGAAGUGGGAAAAUGAAACAAUGCCAGGAAAGCCCGACAAUGUUAAGAUUGCAAAAUGGUUUCCUCAAGCCAGCGUACUUAGUCAUCCAAACAUGCGUAUAUUUAUUACCCAUGGAGGAAUACAUGGAACGAUUGAGGCUGUAUACAACGCUGUCCCAAUUUUAGGAACUCCUUUGUUUGGUGAUCAAUUUUACAAUCUAAGGAUGAUUGAAGAUUCAGGAAUGGGUAUCAACAUUGAUAUAGAUACAGUUACCGAAGCCGAACUCUCUUCAGCAGUUAAUAAAUUACUUCAUGAUCCUAAAUACAAGGAAAACGCCCAGAAAAAAAGUAAGAUAUUCAAAGACAGGCCCUUGACCACAUUGGACAAUACAGUCUUCUGGGUAGAAUACGUACUCAGGCAUAAUGGUGCUCAUCAUUUGCGCCCAGCUACUUUGGAUCUAGCAUGGUAUCAGAACUGGCUGAUAGAUGUAAUUGCACUGUUUAUAGCUGUAAUAAUUGGACUUGGAAUCAUUCUUAUAUUCACUAUGAGAUGUAUAUGCAAUUUAUUCAGAAAGAACAAAAAAUCAAAUGAAAAAGAUGGAAAAAAAAGUAAAAAGGACUAA
Messenger RNA from Nezara viridula (southern green stink bug), 1578 nucleotides. Lineage: Eukaryota; Metazoa; Arthropoda; Insecta; Hemiptera; Pentatomidae. The record is from the annotation of a GenBank genome assembly.